AAUGUACCUCGCAAUUUCUGAAACUUGAAAGUACUACGAUAUGGCAGAGCAGAUCGAGAAGGCUUACCAGAAACAACACUUGUUCCAAAACGUCAAAGCUCGUGGGGGGAAAAAAUUGUCUGCUAAAGACAAACGAUGGUAUAAGGACGUAGGGCUUGGUUUCAAAAUACCAGUUGAAGCGGCUCAAGGAACCUAUAUCGACAGGAAAUGUCCUUUCACUGGUGAUGUUUCAAUACGUGGACGUAUUUUGACCGGGAAGGUCGUAUCUACAAAAAUGACGAGGACCAUUAUUUUACGCCGAGACUACCUCCACUACGUUCCCAAAUAUAGUCGUUAUGAAAAGCGACAUAAAAACCUCGCAGCCCAUGUUUCCCCAGCAUUUCGCGCCGAGCUCGGUGAUAUUGUCACAGUUGGACAAUGUCGCCCACUGUCCAAGACUGUGCGUUUCAAUGUUCUUCGAGUGUCAAAAAAUAAGGCUGCGGGGAAGGCAUUCGGAAAAUUUUGAACAAUCACUGAGUUAACACUGAUCUGCAUUAUUUUCCGAAACGUCACAUAACAAGUAGUUAUACUUUAGUCAACCUUUUUUGAUAUGAAAGUUGCAGACGUCUUAAUCCACUGGGAGAAUGUUUCACA
This is a messenger RNA of Serpula lacrymans var. lacrymans S7.9, 633 nucleotides long. RefSeq lists its product as uncharacterized. The coding region runs from base 41 to 505 and encodes 154 amino acids. Gene Ontology annotation, biological process: translation. Gene Ontology annotation, molecular function: structural constituent of ribosome. The transcript is spliced from 6 exons. Gene Ontology annotation, cellular component: cytosolic small ribosomal subunit; ribosome. The record is from RefSeq and is a predicted model, not a curated record. NCBI's taxonomy places the organism in Eukaryota, Fungi, Basidiomycota, Agaricomycetes, Boletales, Serpulaceae.